CAAUGAGAUGUGAUUUGCAAAUACUGUUACUUAUACAUAAGAACUAAAAUGAUAGCUCUACAAUGAAUGUUUUCAAUUGUUCCAAGAUGUUGAACAUGUUUCACAAAUACUGUUACUUAUACAUAAGAAUUAAAAUGAUAGCUCUACAAUGAAUGUUUUCAAUUGUUCCAAGAUGUUGAACAUGUUUAACAGGACUGCCUGCCUUUAUGUUGUGUAAAGCAAAAGGAGAAACCGAAGACUGUUUAGGUAGAUAAUUAAUUGAUCAUGAAGGAGCGCAGUGUCAAAACCUGUAUUAACAUAAAAUAGGUUUUCUGUACAUGCUAGGAAUUCUACGUUCUGGACUCAAGAGAUCAGCUCAAACACACAAGAGGAUCAAACUUGAGUCACAUGGCGCUCAAUGACAGAUGUAGAUGGGCUUUUGAUUUCAUUUCGAGAGCUCAAGUAUUCUAUUCUGGUGGUCAGAUGACGUCCUACAAUACCACCUGUGAUGUCCUCUGAAUGUAUCAUUGGACUGUUUAAUUAAGUACUAAAUCAUGUUGUGCAUGUCUCAAAUGUAUCAUGAGGAGUGGCAGGAGCUGAUACAGUUGCGGUUUAAUCGCCCCUUCUGUCUACAUAUCCCAGGCCUUUGGAAGGAACGUCAUAAAGUAAAUGAAAGUGGCAGGAAAAUGGAUUAUCGAUGCAUUUGUGUCUGAGAUAAGAUCUUUGUACAUGCUUCCUGACUGUGACAUGUAAUCACCCAUAUACAGAAUGAACACACCUGGACAGUGUUAUAGUAAACAAGACACGAUAUAGGUUGACUUUUACAGGCAAGCUCUGUAACAUAUACUUAUGUGUACUGGCCACCUUGAUGUAUAACAAAAAUAUUUUUGCUAAAGUGGAUGGAGUGUAGACUACCCUUUAUAAGGACAUAUACGUGAACACGUACAGGUUUACUGGUAACAUUUCGUGUGCGGAAAAGAAUCAUUCACCAUCUGGUUCCUGUAAAGUCCAAGGAAUGUUAACUUUACAUAUUUUAAUACCACACAUCUGCUUUUAAAAUUUGACUAAGACUGAAGAGACUUUUGUGGCUUCAAACAAAAUAAAAUGUGGGAAAAUUGAUUUUCAACGUGUAAAAUAGAGGUAAAAAUGUACAAUCCAUUAAUACUUCACCCCAUACAUUGCUAGUGUUUGUGUAACUUUUAAUGGAGGAGAGAAGAGAAAAUGACAAAUCUAAACAUUGGGACAACUGGUUGAAGAAAACAAUCCCAGGAACCACUGGCACGUGGCCACCAUGAAGACAUUCAUGUUAUGCACAGUGUGACUCACCAAGACUGAGGGGAGGGAGGGGAAAAGCGGGAGAGAGAGGGGGAGAAACAAGGAGCGAUUACAAGCUCUUUAGAGGCUGGAGAGAGAGAGAAGGAAAGAGGAAGGCAGAAGCCACAACACCUGAAAGUUCUAAAGCUGUGAUCAUGGAAGGUGAUGCAUAGCCAGACAUUUUGGACACAAAACCAAUCUCCCAUCAUGGACAUGGAGAGAAUGGUCUCAUGUUCUCACUUGGGAGGGCUACAAAUAUAACGUUGCUCUGUUCCAAGUCUUUUUGGAAGGACACCUUCCAACUCAUUCAGGAGAGGUGGGAAGAGUGGCUAGUAUAAUCUGCCAGGGAAAACGAGGGAACAUGAGGACUCCAGCUGGUGUCUCCCUGUGGAAAUACUUCACCUGUAUGGAUUAACAAUACGGGGGCUUUUCCACAAUCAUCAAGAGGUUGUCAGAUUUUUUUUAAUGACAAUAUAUUGUCCGAGGGGAUGUGGCAUCCGGUGAACUGCCCCUGAGCUUUUUUGGCCGACGUACCUGCCCUUCUCUGUGGCUACCAGUGACAAUGCUGAACGAGCCUGCAAAACCACAGAGAUCAGAGCCCAGACCCACAUUAAGACCCGCUGGAACCUUUACAGCACUAUGUCCCAGUCAGAUGUGGCUCCACUGGCGGUUAACGGCUCACUAUCAGAAGCCUCUGGGGUUCAGCUGAAGUGGGCUGCCCUGCUUAUUGUUAUGGUCAUCAUUCCCACCAUUGGCGGAAACAUCUUGGUCAUCCUCGCUGUGUCAACUGAGAGGAAACUGCAGAAUGCCACCAACUACUUCCUGAUGUCCCUUGCUGUGGCUGAUUUACUGGUGGGACUCCUGGUGAUGCCAAUUGCCCUGGUCACUGUUCUCCACAAUUCUGGGUGGCCCCUUCCAGACUUCAUCUGCCCUAUUUGGCUCUUUCUGGAUGUGCUGUUUUCAACUGCAUCCAUCAUGCACCUGUGCGCCAUCUCACUGGAUCGCUACAUUGCCAUCAAGAAACCCAUACAGCACAGCCAGUACAAAUCCAGAGCCAAUGCCAUGGUCAAGAUAGCACUGGUGUGGCUUAUAUCCAUUUGUAUAGCAAUCCCUAUUCCAAUCAAGGGGCUCCAGAACUACCAACCCAGAAACAACAUCACCUUCAACAGUAACCACACAUGCUUGCUUAAAACGGACACCUUCCGGGAAUUCAUCAUGUUUGGGUCCAUGGCAGCAUUCUUUGUUCCAUUGAUCAUAAUGAUGGUGAUCUACCUUCUUACUGUCCACGUGCUGCGCAAAAAGGUUUAUUUACUCAGGUCAAAGGUGAUUCAGCGCUUCAGCUAUGUGGCAGUGUCCACAGUAUUCCAAAGGGAACAUCCUGGGACUGCUAAUCAAGUUGACCAGUUUCAUGUGUUGGACAGAAGAUUUCCAAGGAUGCAAGAAAACCCCAUUGUAGGCACAGAAAACCCUCCUCGUGUUAAUGAAAUUCCCUUUCGCAGAAUGUCCACCAUGGGGAAGAGGUCAAUGCAGACUCUAACCAACGAGCAGCGUGCCUCAAAGGUGCUAGGCAUAGUCUUCCUCCUUUUUGUGGUCAUGUGGUGCCCCUUCUUCAUCACUAAUGUCACCUCUGUGGUAUGUACCAGCUGUGAUGUCAACAUCAUCGCUCGACUGAUGGAGAUCUUUGUGUGGGUGGGCUACGUGUCAUCUGGGAUUAACCCGCUGGUUUACACGCUCUUCAACAAGACGUUCAGGGAGGCAUUCACACGCUAUAUUACUUGUAAUUAUAAGACCUGCACAAGUCAUCAGCUGGACAGAAAUCCAAAGGCAUCAAACACAGAUCGGACUCGUACAAGAAUUUCAUUCAGAUCUUCGAUGGCCGAAAACUCCAAACUCUUCAUGAAGAGGGGUAUGAGGAAUGGCAUUGGGGUAGUGAGCUACCAAAGUCCACUGAGAUGCCAACCACCUGCCCAGUCAUCUAGCGGUGUUGCGUUAGAUACAAUGCGCUUUGCUGACAACUACGACGCCAAGCAGGAAGAACAUGUAAGCCGUGUAUGAAGCUAGAACAAUCCAAUCAACAUGAAAGCAUCAGCACCAAUUUCAAAAGCUGGACUGAUUGGAUUGUGCUUGACUACCCCUUUGUGAUGUACUUCCCUUUUUAAACUAGACCAAUCUACUGGAGUUGACCUCACAAUUGUACAAUGUUACACGAAAAAGAAAAAACGCUAAAUAAAGCAUUAAGCCAUCUGA
Messenger RNA from Phyllopteryx taeniolatus (common seadragon), 3540 nucleotides. It is a transcript of the gene htr2b, whose product is annotated as 5-hydroxytryptamine (serotonin) receptor 2B, G protein-coupled. The transcript is spliced from 4 exons. Gene Ontology annotation, cellular component: dendrite; plasma membrane. NCBI's taxonomy places the organism in Eukaryota, Metazoa, Chordata, Actinopteri, Syngnathiformes, Syngnathidae. The record is from RefSeq and is a predicted model, not a curated record. The coding region runs from base 1933 to 3348 and encodes 471 amino acids. Gene Ontology annotation, molecular function: neurotransmitter receptor activity; G protein-coupled serotonin receptor activity. Gene Ontology annotation, biological process: heart development; G protein-coupled receptor signaling pathway, coupled to cyclic nucleotide second messenger; regulation of behavior.